This is a messenger RNA of Varanus komodoensis (Komodo dragon), 5936 nucleotides long. It is a transcript of the gene ZFTRAF1, whose product is annotated as cysteine and histidine rich 1. Gene Ontology annotation, cellular component: nucleus. The record is from RefSeq and is a predicted model, not a curated record. The transcript is spliced from 4 exons. Gene Ontology annotation, molecular function: zinc ion binding. Bases 162 to 986 code for a protein of 274 amino acids. Lineage: Eukaryota; Metazoa; Chordata; Lepidosauria; Squamata; Varanidae.
ACUGAGACUCCGACGCGCCACCCAAGAAGCGACUGAAGCUGCCGGGCGGGGCCGAGGGCGGCGGCGUCAAGCUGGAGGAGCGGCUCUACUCGGUGCUGUGCUGCACGGUGUGCCUCGACCUGCCCAAGGCCUCCGUUUACCAGUGUACAAACGGGCACUUGAUGUGCGCUGGGUGUUUCAUCCACCUGCUGGCAGAUGCGCGGCUGAAGGAGGAACAGGCCACAUGUCCCAACUGCCGCUGUGAGAUCAGCAAGAGCCUAUGCUGCCGAAAUCUCGCCGUCGAGAAAGCGGUGAGCGAGCUGCCGUCGGAAUGUGGCUUCUGCAUGCGGCAGUUUCCUCGCUCUCUUCUGGAGAGACACCAGAAAGAAGAAUGCCAGGACAGGGUGUCUCGGUGCAAGUACAAGCGGAUUGGGUGCCCGUGGCAAGGUCCUUACCAUGAGCUCACUGUGCAUGAGGCAGAGUGCACACACCCGACAAAGACCGGGAACGAGCUGAUGGAGAUCCUGGAUGAAAUGGACCAAACACACAAAAAGGAGAUGCAGCUUUACAACAGCAUCUUUGGCUUACUCAGCUUUGAAAAGAUUGGCUAUACAGAGGUUCAGUUCCGUCCUUACCGAACGGAUGACUUCAUCACGCGCCUCUACUACGAAACGCCGAGGUUCACGGUGCUGAACCAGACGUGGGUAUUGAAAGCCCGGGUCAACGACUCGGAGCGCAACCCCAACCUGUCCUGUAAGCGGACCCUCUCCUUCCAGCUCAUCCUCAAGAGCAAGAUCAACUCCCCAAUGGAGUGCUCAUUCCUGCUGCUCAAGGGACCGUACGACGAUGUGAAGAUCAACCCCGUGAUCUAUCACUUUGUCUUUACCAACGAGAACAACGAGACAGACUAUGUCCCGCUCCCCAUCAUAGACUCUGUGGAAUGUAACAAAUUGCUGGCAGCCAAGAACAUCAACUUGCGUCUCUUUAUAUUCCAGAUACAGAAGUAAGCAUUAAGUGAAGCUUGGCUUUUGCAGGCGUGACCGAGAGAGGGAGAGAGAAGGAGAGAGCACCACUGAACCAGAGUUACCUCGUAUGGCUGCCUCGUCCCCCUUAUGAUUCCACAGUUACCUGAUUAUUUUAAAGAGAACAUUUUGCAUGUGUGAUAGAAAACAGCUUAGAGCGGCCGUUGCCUUCCUCGUCUCUCUCCAUCUCUGCCAGGAAUGGGGGACUGGGGAGUCGACUUGAGGCAGGGCACUGGUGGAACCUGAGAGCGGAAAGAGGGCGGGUGGCCACCACCAGUCUCAAUACAUUGUGAAAAGGCUGCAUCUGUGUCAUGGUUGUGUGUGAUCGCCGCACUGUUGCGUGGAGGCGCCUGGGGGCAGGGUCCUUUGCGUCCCCCUCGCCUCACGGGUGGCAAGCAUUGUGCUCUGUCGGGAAGCGGUGGGUCCUGUCCUCCUCGUUACUGGAAUGAAAGAAAUAGGGGAUUCUCAAGCAGGCAAGACGACUUCAAAGGGACCCUGGCAAGGGGAUUUUGCUGGGCUGCUGCUAACUAAGCUGAAAUGCCACAUUCCAAGGGGAGCAUGUUCUGGGGAGAGGUGCUUUAAGUCAGGAAAGAGCAGCCGAGCGCCUGACUCUCCCAUUUGUGACUCGCGAGUCCAGUUCGUCCCUCCCCCCCGCUCUCUGCUGUGGCUGAGUUGGGGAAGGGCAUAGAAGUGUUUGAAACGAAGUCAGGAUGGUAGGAAGUGAGUGGCAGCGUCUGGAUCCUAAGACCACCCGCACAGUGGCUGGAAUUGCCCUUCACAGCGACAUAAUCCAGAGGUCCCUUUCCGUACUUCCCAGCAUUGCCCUGUUGCUCCUCUUCUUUCCGCCCUGCUCCAGAGCAGGCUCGAUCCCACGGACCGGGUAAGAACUCGCAGAGAACCAGCUCUCAAUCAGUGCAGACUUCUCGGAAUGCAGGGUGAUGUACUCAGUCUGUUUUGGGGAUUUUCCCAGUGCUUUGGUUUUCUUUCCCCUUGUGCAAAUGAAUUAACAGGCUCUUCUAGUAAUUAUGCAAUUUUACAAUGUGAUUUUAUGUAUGUAAAAUAAAUAUAUAGCAAGUUUAUGGAUGAGGAUACUGGAGCCGUUCACCAAAUUUCAAUGAGAUCUACAGGGAUAUUUUGCUUGAUGUUCUUAAGCGUAUUUUAAAGUAGGGUAGGGGGAGUUGGUGGUGGAUGAAGACGAGAUGUAUCAUGAGGAGCUCAUGCGUUAAUACUGUUGCGUUCAAGAUUAUUUUCUUUUUCUUCACGUUUCCUGCCCCGCUUUUUUUCAAGGAAGCUACAUUUGGUGGCAACUUACAUUUUAUAUGGACUAAUUGGAUCAGGUAUGUUUUGUAAAAUGUGUAAAAAUCUGUGGCAGGUGCUUUCCUCCCCGGGACUUGUGCUGUUAAAAGGUAGCAAAAGUUUCUGCUGGCAGCUUCCACGCCCCCCCCCCCCCCCCCGGCUUUCCCAUCAGUCUUCUGAUUAUAACAAGAGAUGGUCAGCAUAUUACAGCUUUUGUAGAAACCUGAGUGUGGGUCUGGUGGCCCUGGGGUAGACAGUCCUGUGCAGCUGCGACCCACCAGGCCGCCCCCCAGCCCUGUGAUGUGCCCGACACGCCUCUUGGCAGCAGAAGCAACUCUCGGGCUCCAGCCUGGAGGCCUGGCAUGCAGGAACGCCUUGGUGCUUCUCUGCGAUGCCAUUACAGCCGAGAGUCAGCAAGCUGCUUCACAGGCAUUGGGAUGCUCUCCUGGCUUUGUGGAGGAAUGACUUGCACGGCUGUCCUUCCCCCUUCGCAGGUGUAGCACUUGGUUGCAGCAGCUUCUGGAUGGAGCUUCUGCCCUCAGUGGGAUCUGUGGGUUGGAAAGCUGGGGAUGUCCUACACGCAGCUGGUUCCUUGCACAUCAGUGAUGGCUGACUUGAUUAGGGUUUAUUAUUGGAUCAGGGUAGUCAGUGCCCCAACUACGUGCAUUUCUAGAACCUCCUGCCCGAAGGUUUCUAAUCACAACGGCUCUGAAUAACUACCUCUCAGUCUCUCUGAAACCGGCUCCGUGCUGCUUUCAUAGGACUUUUUCUAAGAGGCGCUUCCUGAGAACUGGCAGCCUGCAAGAAGGGCCUGCGAAGGACAUGCCCUUGCCUGAGAUGGACUAGAGCACGAAUAUACCUGGCUGGAAGCUGCACUGUAUUUGAAAUCCGGAUAGGGUCCCUGGGCUGAAGCACAUCCGAGGUGCGUGGGGAAGAUCCCACCCUUGCCCGUGACAAAGGGGUGCCUGAGGGUACCCCACGCUCCCUGUCCCACGCGUGAACAGCAGGUCCUCUUGGAAAAUUGCACCAGCAGAACAUCUCCUGCAGAAGGAGCCAACUUCUGCAUCAACGGAAAGGUCUGGGGUGAAACUGUUCCCAAGACCGGCCAGCGUCAGCCGUCCUUUUGAGUAAAAGAUCGAGUGGAGGACUUCAGGGGAAGGAAACCAGCCAGCAGGUCUUUCUCUUUCUGUGGCCAGACUCGGGAAGGCAGCAGGAAAAGUCACCUAGUACCAGCUGAAAAAGCAGUCAGCGCUGCUUUGGGGAAAGGCGUCCUGCCGAUGCCCCACUGCGAGAGAGGUAUCUGGAGCCCUGUGCCACCCUGCCACUGGGCACUCAGUCGUGCAGCCUGUGCACACGAGCAUGUUUUGCAGUGGCUCUUGCCACGGAUACUGCCGUGGCGUUGAAAACCAUCGCCAUGGUUAAGGGUAGGUGUUUAUUGCCCAGCAGGCGCUGGCGAUUUGCAUGGUCCUGUCUUCAUGCUGAGGCGGUUUCUUGAGCUUAAGAGACGCUGGCACUGCUGCCGGCAGGCCUGUAGGCCCCUAUUAAGAAGAUGGAAGCAAGGAGGGGACGUGGGAGGAAAAGAUGACAGAUGAGCAGCUAAGAGCCUUCCCCAAAAGCUGGAGAAUCUGGAAAAAUACCAAUGGAAAAAGGGGUUCAUGGCACCUAUUUUGGCUGUGCAAAGGAAAUACGGAGUGUUCUUUGGGUUUCAAAACACGGUGCAUGAGAAUGGAGCUCCUCCUCCCUUUAUCUUAGGAUUCUAGUGGAGAACACCAGUCAGUAUUUCAAAAGCACUUGGUUCUAAGGACUGGGCAGAGUCGUUCAUGGAGAUGCCAGUGUGUGCAGGCUUUCUUUUGGCCGGGUCAUGCGAAGGGUUGGGAAAGUGAAUUGCUCGGCAGCAACCUGGCCAAGUCCGUAGUUGUGGGUGGGCACCCCGAAGGAGGCGCGCAGCUGUAGCCCUGGCGAGCCAGCGCAGAAGUGUGCCCAACGGCUUCGUCCAAGAGCGCGAGCCAGUGCAGAAGUGUGCCCAACGGCUUCGUCCAAGAGCGCUUAAACCAGAACCUUAAACCAGCGCUUAAACCAGAACGGCUUAAACCAGAACCUCCUGCACAUCUGGCAGGAGACGUGGUUGGCGGCGGGUGCUGAGCGCGGACCGUGUUGUGCAGCGGCUUUCAGAGCGGUGCAAUUGCACCUGGACGCCCGACACCACGCUGAGGCCUCCUGGCCAGUGGGCACAUUUUCAGACAGGGAGGUAACGUCGUGUAGGUUUUCCCAUCCAGACACCAUUGGAUUAUAUGUCUCUGCGAUACAUCUCGCCCUCGGCUUCCAAAAACAAGCCUGCAGCCACCUAAGUUCCCGCCUGCUUGAUUUCUUUGCAGGCAGCUUUGGUGGCUGAUGAUCGCAGCACAGCCAGGGUGUCUCUUGUCAAGAACUAGCUUGGAAGCGAUGAAUCGGGGCAGUUUGCAGUCUGACUUCCUUUCUUUCUGUGCAUGAAAGGAAGAAGACUUCCAUGUGUUGUUGUCGGGCUCAGAGACAGGACUGAAUUUCUUGGAAAACUCCUAACUCUCCAGGGCCAGUGUGUGUGGGAGACCUAACGGCAGUGGCAAAUGGGGUGGACUGUUCCUGCCCCACGCGGCUGACCCUUAGGGCCGAUCUGAGUGUGCCAGUGCUUAGCACCCUCAAGGCCAAGCCCCCGUGAAGUUGCCCACAGGACUCUGCCCAGUUCUGGUGCUGCAGGCCUGAAGAGAAGGCUGGGAGCGCUCACACAGUGGCAGGUGACACCUGGGAAGGUGAGCACAGGCACCGCCCGGGGGCGACCACGCAACAGCAGCCGAGGAGGACUUGCUGCUUCUUGCCGGGAGCCGCCUGGGUGACGGGGCUGCCGUGGGCACACCUGCUGGCUGGCCGGGCUCACCACUGCCAGCACCGUUGCUUCCCUGCUUCCCUCCUCGUUCUUCCUCCGCACCACCUCCCUCUCAUGGGCUGCCCUGUCCUCACCACGGGACUCUGUCCGAUGUCUACUCGGUAGCUGAGCCUUACCUGUCCAGCCCUGUGCUGGACACCUGAAGAUUGUAGCAUGCUUCUUCAUGCCGGGACCUGAUGGGCUGGCAGACCACAAACCUCCUUGCAGUAUUCACUGUGGGUAAUUUAUUUAACUAGCGAAUGUAGAGUUUAAAAUAAUUUUAAGAAGCUAAUGGGUUGUUUGCAAGGUUGUAUGUCCUUUGUACUUGGCCUGAUUUCCAUUAUUUGUGUUCCUGUUACUUUUUCGUUGUUGUGGAGAGAGGGGUUCCCCGUUGGACCUGGGCGCCAGCGGACGGAGGAGCGAGCAGGGAGGGGCUGGGUGCCAGUCGCCAGGAUCUCUCAUCCGGUGGGGCUGCUGCCUGUGCCGCCACCCCCACAGCCUGGCCAGGGAGACGUGGGGCGGCAGCAGCAGCAGCGCGUGCGUCCGCAGGGCGGCAGCCGCUGCUCCUGCCCCACAGGGCGUCUUCCCCGUUAUCGUGAGCACUGCGCAUAUACCUAAAUGGCUUUUCAAAUGAGGAAUGGUUUUAAUGUCGUCGGGAAUGAUUUCUUUUGUUCUGUUGUGGUCUGCGUUUGUUUGAAGUUUCUGUAUGUAACGUAGUUUAAAAAAAUAUUGCCAAACUA